AUGAGUCAGAAAGAUUUAAUAACUGUUGCUGUGAUUUACUUUUUGACGCAUGUUGGUGGUUCUGAGCCGGUGUUUUCUCUUCAGUCCGAACCAAAUCAGUGGUUUUAUCUGGGUGAUAUGAAAACACAGCUGGAUACCAAUCGUCUCAUUGUUGCAAUCAAGCUCAUGUUACGCAGAGGCGCUAACGUCACUUUCAAUGAAACUGUCAACGGCCAAUACAAAUUUCAAGUCCAGGCUACGCAGGAUAGCUUCCAAACAACUACUGUUGUGAACGCUGCAAUAUUGACAUUUACUACCAAGGGAGGUGAUAUACCCGACGUAACCCAAGCAACAGCAGCAGCAACAACAACGAUAGCCGCUGACAUCAAAACCGCCGUUUCAACAACAUCGCAAUUUCCAAAAUUGGAGUCCACAACGAAUUCUGCAGGACAAAAUGAUGUGAACUCAGACGGCAUUUCGAAUAAUGUGACAGAAAAUGCUGAAGUUACCGCUCAGACUUCAGAACAAAUAAAUAACAAUUCCGUGGAUGCGGAGGCGUCAACGGAAAAAUCGAAAAUAACCGAAACUACUCUUCCGUCGGGCAUCGCCAAAGGAGUAGCAUGGCAAAAGGCUUCAGUGGGCUCUUUUCAGAAGCCGCUGCUCGAUGGCCGGCAGCGUGAACUAAUCACUGACAAAGUCUGGAUAAAAGAAUAUACUACCGGAAUGUUGCGGCCGUUGGAGGGAUCCAAAAUGGUUAAAAAUACUUCAGUGCCUCUUUCAGAUACUCAGGAUGAAAACGAAAAUUUGGCAGAUCUUGCUAGGACGGAUGUUGCUGGAGUGGAUGAAAUCUUAACAGAUCCGAUGGCAGUUGCUGUUAAUGCGCCAAUAAACAAAACAGCAGCUGAGAUAGUUUCUUCGCCAGUGCUGCGUGAAAUGGAAGAAGCUACUACAUUUAUGAAUGUUUUCAAGAUGGGCCCUUCAUCAACUGAUAUGAAAGGAAUUUUGUUAGAAAGUAGCGUAGAUGAAAAAAAUGAAUUCAAUGGGACUGAGUCUGGAAAACUUGGCACAGAAAUUUUGAACGAAGCGCUUCUAAACGACACUGCGCAUUCUAACGUAGAUAUUCUAAAAGGAACCAGUACAAGUGAUGGGAAACUUUCCGUAGAGGCAUCGGAAGCUUCGUCAGUUCCAGUUGCUGAACAAAUAUCCAGUCCGCAUUCGAUAGCAGAGCUAAGGAGUGGGCCAAGCCUAGUUGCAGGGUCAAGUCACAGCUCAAAAAGUAGUGGGUACGUAGGCACUGAUAGGAUUUCCUCGUUCGGCAGUGAAGCGUCUACCACGCAGCUAUCGUCAACUAUCACACAGUGGGCACCGAGCGCGUUUACAGUCAGGGUGACAACUGCUCCCCCACAAACAGCAACCGACGAAGAAGACAAAAAGCCAUUCGAAAUUUCAAGAGACGAUGAAAGCCAUCUGCACAAAGAGGACCUCAUUGCUACGAAGAUAAACCUGUUUUCUACAGUUAUCAAUGUGGCAAAUUAUAACGACAGUGGUGUGCAAGGCAGUGACGACUAUGCAGUAUCUUUACAUACUGGGUUUCCGAUAACAGAUUUUGAGCAGUUUGACCAUCGUAUCGAAGAUGCAAUAUCAACAGCGGGGCCAUUACUGACCCCUUUUCGAGCACAGGCUGCUCGUACACCACAAGUGGACCGAACGAAACCUAAAAUAAGUGAUACGUUUGAGGACAGCACACCUGAAUUGGAGAGUACUGUAAAUAAUGACAACUUUUGGCGAGAAGCCAGCGCAGUAAACAGUGAU
Molecule: messenger RNA, 1791 nt
Organism: Gongylonema pulchrum
Lineage: Eukaryota; Metazoa; Nematoda; Chromadorea; Rhabditida; Gongylonematidae
Source: the annotation of a GenBank genome assembly